AUGAAUUAAUGUAUAAUUCUAAUUGCAUUCUUAUUUAUUACAAAUGCUUUGAUAACAAAGCAUUGUCAGUGCAACCAAAUAAGAAACUAAUUUUCAUGUAUGCUUCACUAAAAAUGCCAGUGGAAGUCAAAUAGUUGUUAAAAUGCAAGUUGCAAGGAAUUUCAUCAUGUCUCAGUCUGUAGUUAAAAUAAAGAGUGCUUUUAUAAUCCUUUAGAUGAUAGAUGCUAAGAAUUAACAGAUUGCAGCAUGUUGACUGCUACAUCCAAUGAAGAGUGUUCUUAUCAAUCAAAGUAUUGUGGAAUCUAUAAUCCUGCAUUAAAGCAAUGCUAAAUCUUAAAUUUUAAACCUUGCAAUAUGCAUACAACACAAUGGGAGUGCUUAAAUGUAGCUUAACCAUGCUAUUGGAUAAAUUAAUAAUGCUAAGAAUUUGACUGUGCUUUAUUAAAAUCCUAAAAAGAGUGCAAUGGUUAUCAUCAUUAUUUAUGUAAUUGGUCAAUUGAAAAUUAAUAAUGUAUUCAUGCUUCAUGCCAUCAAUAACCUAUUUUUGAUUGCACUUUUAUUGUUAAGAAAUUCAAUAUUGGAUAUUUAAUCUAACCCUGUUUGGUUGAUUAUUCAGAAGGUCAAGCUAAAUGCAGGGAGGCUACUUUAUCUGAAUUAUCCCCUAUUACAUGCAGUUUAAAUACUGAUAAUGCUGCAGCAUGGAGUGACAUGAGGCUGGAUCGUGGAAGUUGUUAAGAAUGCGAUGUCUGUAUUAUUAAAAUCUUAGUUCUAACAUUAUUAAUGAUGAUCUUUUGAAAUUGA
This is a messenger RNA of Paramecium octaurelia, 801 nucleotides long. Lineage: Eukaryota; Ciliophora; Oligohymenophorea; Peniculida; Parameciidae. The record is from the annotation of a GenBank genome assembly.